This is a messenger RNA of Miniopterus natalensis, 1388 nucleotides long. Lineage: Eukaryota; Metazoa; Chordata; Mammalia; Chiroptera; Miniopteridae. The record is from RefSeq and is a predicted model, not a curated record.
AUGCGCACUUCUGGCGGCCUGCGGGGGCCGCUCAACCGGGAGGUCCCGCCUUCUGACCGACCAUUGGCCGGCUCCGCCAGCUCGCCCCUGAUUGGUGCCCGCGGGCCGGGCCCCUCUGCCUAUCAAAGUUGGCGGGAAUACCGGCCGCCGAGCGUAAUGGCGGCGGCGGCGGUAGCGGACUCCUUUUCCCGCGGCGGCUCGGCGGCGGUGAGGGUGCCGCGGUCAGCGCCGGUCAAGGUGCUGGCGGAGCAGCUGCGGCGGGCCUUCUCGGUUUGCGGCCUGGACCGGGUGCCGCGCGGGCGGCCCUGCCUCGCCCCAGGAAAGUAUGUGAUGGUAAUGGGAGUGAUUCAGGCCCACAGCCCUGAGCCGCGCCUUCAGGCUGUGAAGAUGACAGAUCUUUCUGAUAAUCCCGUCCAUGAAAGCAUGUGGGCACUGGAAGUAGAAGAUUUACACAGGAAUAUUCCUUAGAUGAUGCUGGAAGUGUCAUGAGAAACAACGGACAUUCUGAAAGGACUUAAGUUCUUAUACCAUGUGGAUUUCACGGACAUUAUUCAAUGUGUAUUUCUCAAAAGCUUUGCUCUGGUUCACCAAGGAGUCCAGAUGUAGGAUUUCUAAAUGCUGGGACACUCCAGUUAACUCAGCCCCUGCUGCCUCUAUGCUUUGACCACUGUUUGCUGAUGAAAAGCAGAUAUUUUGUUCUUUCUCUCUUUCUGUUUUGGUUUUUGUGUGUUAAUUCUCUCUAAAGCACACAGAAAUCUCAUGUUGCAUUUUUCAGAUUUUACUAGUGAUGAUACUUUUUUCGUUACUGCUGCAACCCUAUUUUAUGGUGCAAACUUUGAAUCUCAGUCAUUGUCCAUGGUGAUUAAAGUGUGGUUAUGGGCAGGAAAAUAGACUGUGUGAAAGAAGAAUGACAUCAUGGCCCCACAUCUUCUCCAUCAACAGCUUCCAUAUCCAGUGUGCAAGUCAAGUGGUACAGUGGCCUCUCAAAGACGCAUCUCUCUUUCAAACACCACUCAACCCUUAAAGUCCAUUUCCCUUAGAUGUGGGUGAUGAUAGGACUUGCUGAAAUGCUUUCAAAUUUUGUUGAAACUAAAGUUAAGAUUGAGAACAACUUUUAGGCAUUAACUCAGCUCCUAACUUCUGCCUCUUAACUUUUGGUGAGAUACUGCAAGGGAGCAUUCUCCUGGUGUAGAGUUCUACAUUUUGGUAUGGAAUUACUUUUUGUUGUGAUUGUAUUGAAUGUAGGGUUUCUGAUCUCUGCUUCUUACCCAACCCUCUUUACCCUUAGAUUGUAAAUGUCAAAGGAGGCAAGUUUUGUUCCAACAUGGCUGUAGCGUUUUGCUGGAUUAUUGAUCUUCUACCACUAAUAAAUUGUUUUAUAUGCUGUA